This is a messenger RNA of Iphiclides podalirius (scarce swallowtail), 630 nucleotides long. The record is from the annotation of a GenBank genome assembly. NCBI's taxonomy places the organism in Eukaryota, Metazoa, Arthropoda, Insecta, Lepidoptera, Papilionidae.
AUGGCUGGAAAUAAUACCGAAGAAGUUGAGGGUACUACGACCACAGACGGUAAAACUAACACAACUGCGGAGAUUCCACCUGAAUUCCUUAUCAAGCACCCAUUGCAAAACACCUGGAGUUUGUGGUUUUAUGACAAUGAUAGGACGAAGACUUGGGAGGAAAACUUAAUUGAAUUAACCACAUUUGACUCUGUGGAAGAUUUCUGGAGACUUUACCAUCACAUCAAACUGCCUUCUGAGCUACGUCAAGGACAUGAUUAUGCUGUAUUCAAGCAAGGCAUACGACCAAUGUGGGAGGAUGAUGCCAACAAAAUGGGUGGCCGGUGGCUAAUCAGUUUAGAGAAAAAGCAACGCAACUCUGACUUGGAUCGAUUCUGGUUGGAUGUGGUUCUUCUGUUAAUUGGGGAAAAUUUCGAUCAUGCUGAAGAAAUCUGCGGUGCAGUUGUGAAUGUUAGGGCUAAGCUUGAUAAAAUUGGUGUUUGGACAGCAGACACAUCAAAGCAGCAAGCAAAUCUUGAGAUAGGCAGGAAGAUCAAAGAGCAACUUGGUAUCCAUGGGAAGAUUGGUUUCCAACUUCACAGGGACACAAUGGUCAAGCACAGCUCUGCUACUAAGAAUCUAUAUACCGUU